Molecule: messenger RNA, 2583 nt
Organism: Klebsormidium nitens
Lineage: Eukaryota; Viridiplantae; Streptophyta; Klebsormidiophyceae; Klebsormidiales; Klebsormidiaceae
Source: the annotation of a GenBank genome assembly
AUGUCGUCCUCACCUUUUCCCACAUGGGGGGGGGAUGGAGCAAGAGCUGUGAGGAAGCGCAAGCGCCUGUCGCUGAUUGCGCAGCAAGCUGCAGAGGCUACUUUCGUGGCAACUGUGGUGGUAGCGGCGGAAGACGCCGCAAAGCAGGGGGCAGCGGCAAGAGAGAGGGAUGCCGCAGCGCGCGCGUCUAGGGCAGCCACUCAAGCUCGGGUUGGGGGACGAUUCUCAAAGGCUUCCACAAGCCAAUGCGGGGGUUCAGGGAUGACGGUGCGGCCAGCGGAGCAGCAAUUGCGUCUGGAGAACAGAAAUGUGAAGGCGGAGUUAGCAAAGAUGAUCAAGGACAGAAAUGCGGAAAAGCGGGAGGAACAAACACCGGCAGAAAUAGAGAAAGAGAGAGACGAGCUUAGGGUCAAGCUGGCUCAAAAGGAAAAACAACACAGAAUACUGCGGAGAAAGUUCCAGGCCCUCCAAUUCGUACACCGCAAAACAGCAGCUGAACUGGCUGUAGGAAAUCCCCCUCCCCCACGCCCCAUCGGUGGGGAUUCUGCCCCUACUCUGCUUAAGAUGGCGGCUGAGCUGAACUCUUUCUUGGAGACAAGAUUUGCAAGCCCAGCUGAUAUCCAAAAGGGCCUUCUUGAGCACUACUCCCGCAACCGGCACCUCUAUUCCCUCAUCCUCCAAUCUGAGAUUACCCAGAACCAAUUCGACGAGGUCUGCGCGCGCAAUCCAGCGUGGUGCCAGACUACACAACGGGAUUUCGUCAAGGAGAUCACUGCCCACUACACUCUAGCUCGGUGCCUCACAUUCCAGAUCAUCUGCCGGGUGGGCCAUCAGGAAAAGUACCAGGACGCAAUCAACCUGUUGGCUAAGGUCUUCAACACAAAAACCAAGAAGUGGGACCGGGUUGAGAUUGGAUACAAGGGGGGGCCUAAGGAGAGUAGGCUCCACAUACCUCUCCUCAAGAGCAAAAACGAAGUUAGCAAGUUCCGGAAGGAGAUCCACGCAAAAAACCCGGUGCUGCAAGACGAAGACGGGACGGCGGCGUGGCUGCAGGACCUCCCGGCCAUCCUUGAGGAGGACAUUGUCAACGAGCGCACCCGCGGGUACCUGGAGAGCAGGAAGGGGUUGAGCGAGGACGAGCUGCGGGUGCACUUUGGGGGCGAUGCGGCGAGCUACUUCAGGGCUGUGAGCACCAGCAAGUUUGCGGUUAAACUGAUUGUAGACGGGCAGCAGGUUAACCAUAACCCAAGGAGCAUGCGGAGCCUUCUCCAGUUCGAGGGGAAAGACAGUUACGAGACGUGCAAGCGGUACUACAGCCCUUUCAUUCCGGUGAUAGACCAGCUUCAAAAGGAGGGCAUCGAGGUGGACAACACCCACUACAAACUUAUCCUCACACUCGGGGGCGACUACGUCUGGCUUGCGGAGAUUCAUGGCCACUCCGGCCACUCGCACACCAGCGGCUGCCUAUUCUGUUACUGCCCCAAGUCCAACUAUGGGGCAGUCGUGGUCAAGAACGGGCGGCGCGUUCCAGAGGGAACACGGCGCAGAACCACAGAAGAGAUGCACGCAGGCGCUCACAGGCCCCUUAAAACAGGGCCAAACGAAAAAUGCCCCCACUGGCCCCAGCGCUUCCCUGACCAGGCGACCGUAGACGCACUCCCCGGACCCCAAAACAAAAACCAACAUAAAGAUUACGCCACCACUCACCACGGAAUGAGGUUUGGAACACUGGCCCCCCUCCUGCCCAUUGGCAUCCUCGCCGUCUACCUCUGCAUCCUCCACACACUACUGCGUUUGGCAGCCACCACAUUCCAGCGCACAAUCGAGUCCAACCUGAACACGCAGGAGAAAGUGGACAUCAUCAACGACUUCAUCAAGAAACUGAACCUGGGGUGCAAGAAAGUUGUAAUCCGAAAGAGAGACGGGAACUCGAAGAAAGACACGGAGGCAAUCAACUUCAUUGGGCGGGAGGCGCUCGUGAUCCUGGACGAGAGGGUGUACACAAGAAUCUGUGAGUCGGUCAUCGACGAGCCUGACAAGCGAGCAACCUGCAUCUUGGUGUGGGCCUCGCUUGCGGCGUUCAACCGGGAGCUCCGUGCUCCUAUGCUAAACCCCAAGGAUGUGGCCCAGCGCACAGCAAAAUCUAUUCUGGUGCAGAACCUAGCAGUCGGAUUCGUUGACGCCUACACAAUGGCAGGGUUUGGGGACAUGUGCACCCUCUAUAUGCACCUCAGCAUGGAGCACAUCCCUGAGCAGAUUCGAGGGCUGCCGUUAGAUCUGAGCGUGGUAUCCCAGCAGGGGCUUGAGCACCUUUUGAAGAUGGGAAAAACGGAUGCUCACCUGUUCUUCAACAAGCGGAAGCGGGGGGAUGGGCAGGAGUCAGGGAGAAACCAGCAGGUUCUGCACAAGGAGCAGGAGCGGAAGAGGAUGAAGGCGGAGAUUGCCCUGCCGAAAGGAAGAACGGAAAGGAGGAUGGAUGCGGACCAGGAUAUCCUUGCCCGAAAUAAGGUGGAUCGAGCAGAAGCCAGGGGAGUCUUGAGCAGGACGGACGAGAUGAUAAGAAAGCGGGUGGAAAAGGCAUAG